GCCCCUGCCAGCCCAGCACACGGGCUAGUGGGUUACAAAUCUACGAGCAGGGAUGUUUGUCUAUCUGCCGUAGCCCACUGCCUCCCUGGUUACUGUCGGACGGGGCUCCCAGAGGCUAACGCAGCCCCAGGGCCAGGGCCCCACGUCAGUGUUCACCCUGGAGGAGAUGGAGGCCCUGCUGCUGCUGGCCCUCUCCAUCCUGACCGGUGCCGGCUGCCAGGACUGGGGGGUGACCCUGCCCGCGGACCCUCUAGCCGGAUGGAGUGGCUCAUGUGUGACGAUCCCUUGCUCUUACACCUACCCCGAGGGGCAGCUCGUCAGAGCCGUGACCUGGAGCCGCAACAACGAGAGAAUUGUGCAGCUCACCGCAGCAGCGGGGCAGGGCUAUGACAAGGCCGAGCGCGCCCAGUUCCUGGGAGACCUGCACCACGACUGCACCCUGCGCCUCAACCCGCUGGCGCUUGGAGAUGGGGGCAGG
This is a messenger RNA of Chrysemys picta bellii (western painted turtle), 478 nucleotides long. Its product is annotated as B-cell receptor CD22-like. NCBI's taxonomy places the organism in Eukaryota, Metazoa, Chordata, Testudines, Emydidae. The record is from RefSeq and is a predicted model, not a curated record.